AUGAACGACCAGUACCACCGAGCAGCCCGGGACGGCUACCUGGACCUGCUGAAGGAAGCCACCAAGAAGGACCUGAACUCGCCGGACGAGGAUGGCAUGACCCCCACGCUCUGGGCCGCUUAUCACGGCAACCUGGACGCCCUGCGCCUGAUCGUGAGCCGAGGAGGGGAUCCAGACAAAUGUGACAUCUGGGGGAACACCCCCCUCCACCUGGCAGCAGCCAACGGUCACCUGAACUGCCUUUCCUUCCUCAUCUCUUUUGGGGCCAACAUCUGGUGCCUGGACAAUGACUACCACACCCCGCUAGACAUGGCAGCCAUGAAGGGACACAUGGAGUGCGUCCGCUACCUGGACUCCAUCGCUGCCAAGCAGAGCAGCCUCAACCCCAAGCUGGUGAGCAAGCUGAAGGACAAGGCCUUCCGCGACGCGGAGCGCAGGAUUAAGGACUGCGUGAAGCUGCAGAAGAAGCACCACGAGAGGAUGGAGAAACGGUACAAAAAGGAGAUGUCAGAUAGCUCUGACACCAUGAGCUUCUCUAGCUAUUCGAGUAGCACUUUGAGCAAGAAAUUCCAACACAUGUCUAUGGUGACUUCCCUGCCAUACUCCCAAGCCACCAUCCAUGGUACAGCCAAGGGAAAAACGAAAAUCCAGAAGAAGCUAGAGAAGAAGAAGCAAGUGGAUGGGACAUUCAAAAUAUAUGAGGAUGGGAGAAAAAGUGUGCGGUCUCUGUCUGGCCUGCAGCUAGGGAAUGAUGUCAUGUUCGUGAAACAAGGCACCUACGCCAGCCCCAAGGAGUGGACUCGGCGUAACAUCAGAGACAUGUUCCUCACAGAUGAAGAUACCGUCUCCCGUGCCAUAAGCGAUCCAGGUUUGCAUAUGGACUCAGCCCACUCGGAAGUCAGCACCGACUCUGGCCACGAUUCCUUGUUCAACCGCCCCGGGCUGGGCACGAUGGUGUUCCGGCGCAACUACGUGAGCAGCGGGCUCUUUGGGAUCGGCCGGGAGGACACUGGCGCGCUGGGAGAAAGCAACGCCGACGGGGUAGGUGUCAAACUGCGGAGCCGCCUGCAGCGCUCGCCAAGUCUCAACGACAGCAUUGGCAGUGCCAACAGCCUGCAGGAGAGGAACGCAGAGGAGCUGCCCUGGGACGAGGUGGAGCUGGGCUUAGAUGAUGAUGAUGAACCAGAUACCAGCCCCUUGGAGACUUUCCUGGCUUCUCUGCACAUGUUUGAGUUCAUCUCCAUCUUGAAGAAGGAAAAGAUUGACUUGGAGGCCCUCAUGCUAUGCUCAGACAAUGAUCUGAAAAGCAUCAACAUCCCACUGGGUCCCAGGAAAAAGAUUGUGGAUGCCAUCCAGCGGAGACGGCAGACUUUGGAGAGGCCAGACGUCAUCGUGGACACUGAACUGUAA
Nothoprocta perdicaria is the source of this 1410-nucleotide messenger RNA. RefSeq names its product USH1 protein network component sans (gene USH1G). Gene Ontology annotation, biological process: sensory perception of sound; equilibrioception; sensory perception of light stimulus. NCBI's taxonomy places the organism in Eukaryota, Metazoa, Chordata, Aves, Tinamiformes, Tinamidae. Bases 1 to 1410 code for a protein of 469 amino acids. The record is from RefSeq and is a predicted model, not a curated record. Gene Ontology annotation, molecular function: protein binding. The transcript has 2 exons.